GGGUUAAGCGUCCCUUUUCCGUUCUCAACUCGGAAAGAUUUUGAAUCGUUAUUGACUGCCAUCAUGUCGGUUUGCAUAUCAUCGGUCGAUUUUAACGAUGGAACCAAGAUUCCGUCUAUAGGCAUGGGGUGUUGGAUGGGAAUGUUUGGAGGCGGAGAGCGCGUCUAUGAGAUGUGCAAGAAAGCUCUCAAGGCUAGCUAUCGCCAUUUUGAUACGGCAGCUGGAUAUCAGAACGAAGCGGAGGUUGGAAGGGCUAUUCGAGAUUCAGGCAUACCACGAAACGAGAUCUACAUAACUACUAAGCUCCCACAGUCGAUGCACGGCAAUGUCCAAGAAUCCUUAAAAAAAUCUCUUCGCGACCUCAACUGUGACUACAUUGAUCUCUACUUCAUGCAUUGGCCUCAGGCGACAAAGACUGGGCCUAACGGAGAAACGUUCACUUUCAGGCCUGAUGAGCAUCCUACUAUUGUCGAUACCUGGAAGGACAUGGAGAAGCUCCUCGCCACUGGCAAAGUAAAGAGUAUUGGUGUCUCAAACUUUUCUAUCAAAACUCUUGAACAGCUUCUACCUCAAUGCACCGUCAUCCCGGUCACCAAUCAAGUCGAGUGUCAUCCAUGUCUCCCCCAAGAGGAUCUCAAGAAAUAUUGCGAUGAGAAGAAAAUUCCUCUGACUGCAUAUUCUCCGCUAGGACAAGGCCCUUUCCUUUUGAACGACAACACCAUCAAAGCUAUCGCCGAAGAGUUGCACGUCACGGCCGCUCAGGUUCUUCUUAGCUGGGCGGUCCAACGUGGAACAAUCGUGAUCCCAAAGAGUGAAAGCGAAGAAAGGAUGGCCGCGAAUAUCCAACUCGUGAAGUUGUCUGAUGCACAGAUGGGUCGGAUCGACGGAAUUCACUUGCAACCCGGAAUGCACAAGUCGCUGUUAGGUUAUCACCAACCCGACGGCACUGUUUUUGACUGGUCGUACGAGGAACUUGGCUGGAACAUGGUUAAGGGCGGUGUCGUUCCUACGUGAACCGAACUGGUAGCUAGAGCGUCUUGUGUAAAGGGCAGAAAUAAAUGACAGGUUCAUGCUAUGAUAAGCUGAUAUCGCGAUUCCGUAGGAUAUUAGUAGUGAGUAUAGUAAUUGAAGGGUAUGAUGCAUCCCAAAAACAUUUUGGUUUUGGGUAUGUAGUCCUUAUCCGAGGACCCGGUGCUCCACCGGUGUAUCCUUCGAAGUGCA
This is a messenger RNA of Desarmillaria tabescens, 1221 nucleotides long. RefSeq names its product Aldo/keto reductase. The transcript is spliced from 10 exons. Gene Ontology annotation, molecular function: oxidoreductase activity. NCBI's taxonomy places the organism in Eukaryota, Fungi, Basidiomycota, Agaricomycetes, Agaricales, Physalacriaceae. Bases 64 to 1014 code for a protein of 316 amino acids. The record is from RefSeq and is a predicted model, not a curated record.